Messenger RNA from Rotaria socialis, 1308 nucleotides. NCBI's taxonomy places the organism in Eukaryota, Metazoa, Rotifera, Eurotatoria, Philodinida, Philodinidae. The record is from the annotation of a GenBank genome assembly.
AUGUCUCAUCCAUGUGCUGUUGCUAAUUGUCAACGUAGUUCUCGUGCUUUAUGUCAUUGUUGCCAACAAAAUAUUUGUAGAGAUCAUUUGAUCGAACAUGACGAUCUACUGAAUAGCCGACUCAAUCCAAUAGUAGAUGAAAUCAAUCAACUUAAUGAUCGACUUAAUCAUAUCAAUUUGAAAGAUGCUUUAGUGGAUACUCAUGAGCAACUAGAGAAUUGGCGUCGUAAAUCUUAUCGAGCAAUAGACGAAUUUAUUAAUGAGCAAAGCUGUAUAAUUUACGAAAGUAUGCAGUCAAAACUAGAAAACAUAUCUGAUGGCAUAAUUCAUUUGAAAACGCUCGUUGGUCAACUCAUUAGAAAACAAGAUACGACUAUUGACAAUUUAAAUACUCUAGGAUUAAAUAUACAAUCUAUUCAAAGAGAAAUUAUUGAAAUAGAAAAUAAAUCUAUUGGUUUGAGUUUAACACCAUUGACAAUAGAUCGUAACAUCAUACAAAUGCAAGAGACGGGUGUAAAAUAUGAUAUCAAUUUAGAGAAUUUAAUGCCUGCAAUACAUGUGAUUAAUCGUUCUGCAGAAAGUCAUAAACCUCUUGCGUCCAAUAAUAAAGUUUUAUUGAUGCAUCAUGAUCAUCGAUUGUCCAUAUUGAAUCACGAACUAACAUUAGUUAAAUCUAUUCCUUGGCCUCAUAAUUGGAUAUGGGAUAUGUGUUGGUCAUCAACUUUGUCUCAAUUUUUGAUCAUAACACUAGGUGAAAUAUUCUCGUUAGAUGAAAAUACGAUGUCUCUUGAAUGUAUACAAACAAAAGAUCAAUAUUCUUUAUCUGCAUGUACAUGUUCAGAUAAAUCAUUGUAUCUAGCAAGUAACGUGUUAGGAUCAAGUGUAUACGAAUUGAGUUUACUACCAGAUAUUAAAUUAGUUAAUCAAUAUCAAUCUAAAGAUUUAUGUGACACUGAUGAAACAAUUCAUGACAUGAUUUUUCAUAAAGGAACAUUAGCUUUUAUCAUCGGAAAUUUUACAAGUCAUAGGAAACAUAUGGCACUUCGGUCUUCGCAAACGUUUGAACUAAUAUGGAGCAUUCAAUUUGAUACUGUUGAUCCUAUGCAUAAUAUAUAUCGCGUUGGCUUGUUUAAUUAUAAUGAAUGGCUAGUAAUUGAUUGGAAAACGUCGGAAAUUUUUCAUAUUUCAAAAGAUGGACAAUUGAAAUCAAAAUUAACUUAUGAUCAAGUGCCAUACCGUAGCUGUCAGUUCGGACCAAAUACGUUAGUUAUAUCGGCGAAAAACAGUGUUAACUUUCAUAAAAUGUAA